AUGGAUUCCGCACCUUCGGAACCUAAUGUGUUCACCAAGAACUACAGACGGGUCAAAGUUACCUAUCAAUACUACUUGGACUAUGUCACCCCGUAUAUGAUUCAGAGAUGGAUUGGUACCUACGUGCUCAUCGCCCUCUUGCUCAUAAGAAUUAUGGUGUCGGAAGGUUGGUACAUUGUUUGUUACACUUGGGCAAUAUAUCUAUUGAAUAUGUUUUUGCAGUUCCUAACGCCUAAGUUUGAUCCUUCCUUGGAACAGGAGUACGAGAACGAGUCCAUUGAAGAGGGAACCUCUCGUAUGGAUGAAAACGAUGAAGAGUUCCGUCCUUUCAUUCGCAGAUUGCCUGAAUUCCGUUUCUGGUUCAAGGCUACGCUGGCUACUUUUAUUUCCUUGAUCUGCUGCUUUAUACCGUUCUUUGAUAUUCCUGUCUUCUGGCCUAUUUUGGUGAUGUACUUCAUUGUUUUGUUCGCUCUCACCAUGAGACGUCAAAUCCAACAUAUGAUCAAGUACAAGUAUGUUCCCUUUGAUUUUGGAAAGACCAAAUACUCCAAGAAUAAUGCCUAA
Brettanomyces nanus is the source of this 564-nucleotide messenger RNA. RefSeq lists its product as uncharacterized. Gene Ontology annotation, cellular component: Golgi membrane. Gene Ontology annotation, biological process: retrograde vesicle-mediated transport, Golgi to endoplasmic reticulum; protein retention in ER lumen. The record is from RefSeq and is a predicted model, not a curated record. The transcript has a single exon. The coding region runs from base 1 to 564 and encodes 187 amino acids. NCBI's taxonomy places the organism in Eukaryota, Fungi, Ascomycota, Pichiomycetes, Pichiales, Pichiaceae.